AUGGAUAUCUCUCCAUCUCUCUUGCAUUUGAAUUUUCUAAAAAAAGCUCUUGACAGCAAAUCUUCGCCAAAAAUUAUUUAUAGUUACAAGAAUAGUUUUAAUGCAUUUGUCGCCCUAUUAACGAAUGACGAAGUUGAGAAGAUAUCAUCAAUGAAAGGAGUGAUCUCUGUAUUUCCCAAUAAAAUCAACCAUGUACUUACAACAAGAUCAUGGAACUUUAUGAAAUUUUCUCGAAUGGUCAAAAGAGAAAAAACGGUUGAAAGCAAUAUCAUUAUUGGAGUACUCGAUACUGGAAUAUGGCCAGAGUCGGAUAGCUUUAAAGAUAUAGGAUUUGGACCUCCCCCAAGCAAAUGGAAGGGAUCUUGUGAAGGAUUAACUAAUUUCACCUGCAAUAACAAAAUAAUCGGAGCAAGGUACUACAAGAACAAUAAAGUCUUCAAAAAUAAUGACAUUCAGUCUCCUAGAGACACCGAUGGUCAUGGAACACAUAUAGCAUCAAUUAUAGCGGGUGGCCUUGUUAGUACAAGCUUCUAUGGUCUUGCUCAAGGAACAGCUCGAGGAGGAGUCCCAUCUUCGCGAAUCGCGGUAUAUAAAGUAUGUUGGUCCACUGGUUGCUUACAUAACGACAUCAUGGAAGCAUUCGAUGAUGCAAUCUAUGAUGGGGUUGACAUAAUAUCAUGUUCUAUCGGAAUCAUUCCUAGCGAAUAUUUUAAGAAUCCAAUAGAUAUUGGGUCUUUUCACGCCAUGAGUAAAGGAAUUUUAACUACAAUGGCUGGCGGAAAUAAUGGUCCAAGAGUGGGAACUAUCCAAAAUAUUUCUCCAUGGGGACUUACAGUUGCCUCAAGUAGUACCGAUCGUAAAUUUUUUACCAAUCUGAAGUUGGGUAAUGGUACAACAUUAAAGGGAAUUUCAGUGAACACUUUUGAUCCAAAUGGUUUUUCUCCUAUAGUGUAUGGUGCUAAUGUGCAAAGAAGGGGAUUCAAUGUUCCUAGUGCUAGGUUGUGCCUUCCAAACUCACUAGAUGCAGGACUGGUAAAAGGAACAAUUAUAUUUUGUGAUCAAUUAAAUUCAGGAGAAACAGCUCUUUUGGCUGGUGCUGUCGGUAUGGUGAUACGAGGAAAUAUAUCUUUAACAAAUGCUAGAAUGUUUGUCCUUCCUACCACAUUUGUUGACAUUAAGGAUGGAAGCAUCAUAUUGAGCUAUAUUAAAAGAACAAAAAAUGCAACUGCAAGCAUAAUGAAGAGCCAUGAAGAUGCUGAUAUGCUUGCACCAUAUAUUACAUCCACAUCAUCUAGGGGACCAAAUAUUAUCACAUCUAGCAUCCUCAAGCCAGAUUUGUCUGCACCUGGUGAUAACAUAUUAGCAGCGUGGACAGUUGCGAGUCCUCUUACGAAUUUAAAAACUGAUAUAAGAAGAUCUCUUUUUAACAUGCAAUCAGGCACAUCAAUGGCCUGCCCACAUGUUAGUGCCGCGGCUGCUUAUGUUAAAUCUUUUAAUCCAUCGUGGUCUUCAUCAGCUAUAAAAUCUGCGCUUAUGACUACAGCAUUCACUAUGAGUGCAAGGACAACUCCAGAAGAAGAAUUUGGUUAUGGAGCAGGACACAUAAAUCCUAUAGCAGCCAUCAAUCCUGGACUUGUGUAUGAUGUCAAUCAAGAGGAUUAUAUACAGUUCUUGUGCAGUUUAGGAUUUACCAACCAUCAAUUGCAAUAUCUUACGGGUGACAAUACUACAUGCAUCAAGUUUGUGAAACAAUAUGAGUGGAACCUAAAUAUGCCUUCAUUUUGCUUCCGGGCCCUUCCUUUCAAAAUGUUUCAGGUCAAGUUUCUUAGGAAAGUUACGAAUGUGGGCUUGACAUCGUCUACUUAUGAUGUCAAAAUUGAUUCUUCAGCAAAACUGAAAAUACAAGUAUCUCCCGAUACACUCUUUUUCCGUGUUGGACAAACUAAAUCAUUCACUGUGACAAUUGAGGGUAAAAUUCCUAAAGAAACAUUUGUUACUGCUUCUCUAUCAUGGAUAGAUGCGACACACAAAGUGAGAAGCCCCAUUGUUAUUUAUACAUAA
Messenger RNA from Impatiens glandulifera, 2061 nucleotides. Its product is annotated as cucumisin-like. The record is from RefSeq and is a predicted model, not a curated record. Gene Ontology annotation, biological process: proteolysis. Bases 1 to 2061 code for a protein of 686 amino acids. The transcript is spliced from 9 exons. Lineage: Eukaryota; Viridiplantae; Streptophyta; Magnoliopsida; Ericales; Balsaminaceae. Gene Ontology annotation, molecular function: serine-type endopeptidase activity.